UGAAAGGGGGGAAAGUGAAAAAAAAGAAGACAGCAGUGUAAGUGCGUUGAACCUCGUAGGGAUCAAGAUGGACGGUCGUCCAGUUGUGUUUGUGAGUCGAACAGAGAGUUUCAGUGCAUGCCAUAGAUUACACAGCCAGAAGCUAAGUGAGAAGGACAAUGUGGACAUUUUCGGGAAGUGUAAUAACCCUAAUGGCCAUGGUCAUAAUUACAAAGUGGAAGUAAUUGUCAGGGGACCAGUUGACCCAAUAACAGGCAUGGUUAUCAAUCUAGUGGAUUUAAAGGCAUACAUUGAGAAGGCCAUAAUGUCUGUAUUAGACCAUAAAAACUUGGACAAGGAUGUACCUUACUUUAAGGAUGUAGUCAGCACAACAGAGAACUUGGCUGUGUUUAUCUGGCACCAACUAACGAUGCUCUUACCCACAGGUUUACUUUACGAGGUGAAAAUUCACGAGACUGACAAAAAUGUUGUGUUUUAUCGUGGAGAUGUCACCAGUGAUUAAAACAUUUGUUGGGAAUAUGAAGGAUAGAAAUCUCAUUUGUUAAUAGAAAAAAGUAUGGACAUAUGAAUAUAUAUGUUAUACAUUCCAUGAGAAUAAAAAUAGCUUUAUGUAUAAGCUUUAUGUAUAUAUUUAUUUAUUUAUUUGAUUUGUGUUUUACGCCAUACUCAAGAAUAUUUCACUUAUACGACGGCGACCAGCAUUAUUGUGGAGGAAACCGGGCAGAGGCCGGGGGAAACCCACGACCAUCUGCAGCUUGCGGGCAAACCUUCCCACUUACGGCCG
Liolophura sinensis is the source of this 784-nucleotide messenger RNA. RefSeq names its product 6-pyruvoyl tetrahydrobiopterin synthase-like. Lineage: Eukaryota; Metazoa; Mollusca; Polyplacophora; Chitonida; Chitonidae. Gene Ontology annotation, cellular component: mitochondrion. Gene Ontology annotation, biological process: tetrahydrobiopterin biosynthetic process. The coding region runs from base 68 to 502 and encodes 144 amino acids. Gene Ontology annotation, molecular function: 6-pyruvoyltetrahydropterin synthase activity. The transcript is spliced from 7 exons. The record is from RefSeq and is a predicted model, not a curated record.